AUGUGCGUCCAAAUCUACCGCUGCCACGGCGGCUGCUGGCACCUCUACCGCGCCGGAUGGCUGUCGUGCGACAAGGCCAAAGCCCGCCCGAACAAGGAGCUCUGCCUGCCCGCAUCCGGCAACAAGCGGGACCUUCCGGGCUUGUUCAACCGGAUCAUCGACCCUGACGAGCCCAUGUUCUGCGAGAUGUGUAUGAUCGCCAUGAAAGAGGGCCAUCACCGGCCGUGGGAUCUUUUUGCCCGGAUACGAGCGGCUGUCGAGGGGGCGGAAGAGCGGGAUGAUGCCCCCCAGGAAGAUGACACCCGGGAAGAUGCCGCCAGAAUGAACGAAGGGGGGCCCAUCUGA
Molecule: messenger RNA, 345 nt
Organism: Aspergillus aculeatus ATCC 16872
Lineage: Eukaryota; Fungi; Ascomycota; Eurotiomycetes; Eurotiales; Aspergillaceae
Exons: 1
Coding region: 1-345 (114 amino acids)
Source: RefSeq, a predicted model, not a curated record